Molecule: messenger RNA, 2494 nt
Organism: Salarias fasciatus (jewelled blenny)
Lineage: Eukaryota; Metazoa; Chordata; Actinopteri; Blenniiformes; Blenniidae
Gene: b3gnt5b
Product: UDP-GlcNAc:betaGal beta-1,3-N-acetylglucosaminyltransferase 5b
Exons: 2
Coding region: 696-1862 (388 amino acids)
Biological process (GO): protein O-linked glycosylation
Cellular component (GO): Golgi membrane
Molecular function (GO): N-acetyllactosaminide beta-1,3-N-acetylglucosaminyltransferase activity
Source: RefSeq, a predicted model, not a curated record
GUGUGUGUGUGUGUGUGCUGGGUACAGUGUUGUACAGUGCACGGAGAUGACGGAUCAUGUGUUUGUAGUGUCUGACGGCGAAAACGCCUUCAGUCAAUAAGUUCAAAAUUAGUUAAGAGAAAUUAAUCUUGCUAGAGUACACAAGAACUCCGGGUGGGUCACAUAAAGAAGGCAGUGUUGUAAUUUAAUCCUCCAAAUUGAAGCCAGUCAAGAGGGUCAAAUUUCAGAAAGGUGUGAUGAUCUGAUGAGACGUCCUGAUGGCAAAACGCCACAGUUAUUAGAGAGAUGAGUGACGACAGCUGUCGGGACAGGAGGAGCGUCCCCCGAAGGGAGUGGUGAGCAGCUCAACGUGCAACAAGAAAAAGAUUCUUUCAUCAGAUCCAGGUUGAGCAGCUGAACUUGGCGACAGCGGAAAGAUGAGUGUCCGGCAGUUGGCCAACUCUGAGCAAGUGAGCGAUUCUCCGGCGGUGACGAAGGAACUCCGGCGCGCCCUGUGACUCCCAGCCCUGCCUCUGACUCCUGCUGAAUGCGGAAAGCCUAGGAUGGAAGCCCCAGCACAUGCAGCCCCGACGCACUGGAACCACACUCUGAUCCGAUACCUGACCUCCUCCGAACGCGCCGCCGCCGCCAUCCGCCGCCCCGCUGUCAUCCCCGGCCAAUCAGGGACCGCCGCCAAAGGGUGACCAGCCUCCAGGAUGUUUGUCAAUUUCCGUAGGAUACGGAAAUGUCAGUUGGUGCAGCUGAUGACCACCUGCCUGGUGCUGUCGGUGGUGAUGAUCUGCUGGGAGCAGCUGGACAACAGCGUCGUCAGCCACGUCAAGUCCUACUCGUACCGUUACCUCCUCGUCAACCAGUUCACCUGCAUCAACAAGAGCCUCACCAUCCCCCGCGAGCAGGCCCGGAGCUUCAGCAGCUUCCACUACCUGCUGAACCACCCGGGUAAGUGCGCCGACCGGGACGUCCUCCUGCUCCUCUUUGUCAAAACGUCCCCGGAGAACAUCGAGAGGCGGAACGCCAUCAGGUCCACCUGGGGCAAUGAGACCUACAUCCGCCACGCGCUGGGGGUGACCGUCAAGGUGCUGUUCGCUCUGGGCUCGGUCCAGACCAAGAGGGAGGAGCCGGCGUGGAGCAAGAGGAGCGGCGUGGGCUUCCAGGAGCGCCUGGUCCGGGAGGACCGCCUGCACUCCGACCUGAUCCAGCAAGACUUCCUGGACUCUUUCCACAACCUGACCCUGAAGCUGAUCCUGCAGUUCCACUGGAUGCACAAGCACUGCGCGCACGCGCGCUUCCUCAUGACCGCCGACGACGACGUCUUCGUGCACAUGCCCAACCUGGUGGGCUACCUGCAGGAGCUGAGCAGCAGGGGCGUGGCGGACUUCUGGGUGGGCCGGGUGCACCGCGGGGCGCCGCCCAUCCGCGACCGGAGCAGCAAGUACUACGUCCCCCUCGAGAUGUACCGGUGGCUGUCCUACCCCGACUACACGGCCGGCGCCGGCUACGUGGUCUCCAGCGACGUGGCGCACAAGAUCUACCACGCCACGCUGACCCUGAACGCCUCGCUCUACAUCGACGACGUGUUCAUGGGCAUCUGCGCCAACGCGGUGGGCGUGUCGCCGCAGGAGCACGUCUACUUCUCCGGGGAGGGCAAGGCGCCGUACCACCAGUGCAUCUACAGCCAGAUGAUGACGUCGCACGGCCACGUGGAGGACAUCCACGACCUGUGGAGGGCGGCGACGCACCCGCGCGUCAAGCAGCACACCUCCGGGCCGCUGGGGAGGCUGUACUGCACCGCCGCCAAGCUGGCGCUGCUCUGUAAACCCUACUACUUCAACACCUACCCCUGCAAAGCGGCGUUUUUGUAGUAGUAUAACGGUGUGUGUGUGUGUGUGUGUGCAUGAGCGCGUCAGUCAGUCAGUCGAUUGAGGAUCACCGCUGGAAAUAAUUACCUCAGUCCUUUCAGUCGGACAUCCGUGUCGGAGCGGCGUGAGACCAGCGGCGGCCUCGCAGCUUGACACGGCGGGAUUUACGUACGUUGACCGUAGAAUGUGAACCAAGGAACUUCGAACAGAUGCCACGAACAUGCGACUCAAACUCAUGAGUUUUGUUUUUGUUUUUUUUUUCCACAAACGGGAUUCCAGCCGGCUGGUACGUUUUCUCUGCCAGCCGCUACUUCACUGUCUUGGUUUUUGCACCUUUUCCUCGACCAUGACGCACCGUUGACCUGCCCAGAAAAUGUGGAACUCAAAUAAAACAGGAUUAAGAUACUGGCAUUUUAUUUAUUUUAUUACAAAAAGAGCAUAUGAGGCUAUAGGUGUGUGUUUUUCAACAUGUGGAGGCGAGGCGGUGCAUUGAUGUGUUGAGUGAGUCAGGAGGACACGUCAAGCCGAAAAACGUCUCCACGAAGUGCGAAAGAAUAAAGUGACGUGAUCCCAGAGGGCGGGGGUGUGACGGUAUGACGAGAAGCAAGCUGCUUUUGUGAAAAAAAAAAAAAAAA